This is a messenger RNA of Symbiodinium sp. CCMP2456, 715 nucleotides long. The record is from the annotation of a GenBank genome assembly. Lineage: Eukaryota; Dinophyceae; Suessiales; Symbiodiniaceae.
AUGAACCCUUGGCCAUCAGGCGGCUUCAUCGGUUUCCUGCUGACCACGGCCAUUAUCGUUAUCUUGUGCGAGAUCGUCCCGCAGUCCGUGUGUACGCGGCACGGCCUCUUCCUCGGGGCAGCCGGAUCCCCGAUCAUCAAACUAGCCAUGGUGCUCUUCUACCCGAUAACGAAGCCGUAUGCGAUUGUCCUGGAUCACCUCUUCCCACAGCGAGAGAACCUGUUGGACCGAAGUCAGCUUCAGGCACUGGUGGAGUACCAAAAGUCGGCUGCCCCAGGUAUGCUCGUCGAGGGGCAAGCUGAGAUGCUCAUAGGUGCCCUGGGCAUGACCAAGAAGACUGUCUCAGAGGUGAUGGUUCCGCUGCAGAGUGCCUGCUGCUUGAUGCUUGAGGAUAUUCUCGACUUUGCAUUCAUUGCACGGGUGAUUCAGCGGGGCUACAGCCGCUUCCCUGUGGUGGACCCUGCUUCUGGGCAGGUGGUUGGCCUUCUUCAUUGCAAAGAUCUGCUGAGCCUGCGCGUGGUUGAGCCGCUUCACGACGACCCCGUGCACAACGUUCGGGACCGAUCAACCUGCACCGUUGGCGAGCUGCUCGAGGCGCUGCGUGCGGCCGGCCGUGAAAGGCACAUCUUCGUUUGCGGCAAGAACACCACGCUGAUGGCUUUGCUGUCAGAGCUGGGAUCCCAGAGUGCAUUCCAGCAGCUUUCGGUCAAGCGUG